GUGAAUGUAAUGAAAUCAAUGAAGGAAUCUGAUUCCGUACUUGCAUACAUGUGUUGUGUGUAUGUUUAUGUUUUUGUAUAUUUUACGAGGACACACACCUGAAUGCACGCAAAUGCAUACGAUAUUAUGAUUCAAAGUUUUUUCAAUUCAUUUUGGCGUCGUUUUCUUCAAUCUAUGAUUAUCAAUCAUUAUACGUUUUGUUUAUCAUCAUUCGAUCAUUUUCAACAUUAUGGCAACUAAUUCUCCAAAUACUUCAUUGAAUCGUUCCAUGCAAGAUAAUAAUAAUAAUGUUCAUUCAUCGGGUCAAAAAAAUCGUCAUUCAUCAGCAUCAUCAUUUCAGAUUGUUAAAUGUAAUAAAUGUCAGAUUCAAAUUAGUAAAAAUAAUCUAUCCAAGCAUGAAGAAAUGAAAGAAAGAUCCUGUGCAUAUUUUAUUCAAUCAUUUUAUCAACUUUCGGACCGCACCGCUAGAUUGGAUGAUUCGUUUUUGAAAAAUAGAAUGUUUGAAUAUCCAUUCCUGAUCGGUGAUGAUAUCCUGUACACAUCAUCAAUCGAAAAGCUAAAAGCAGAUAUCAAUGUUAAUGAUGAUGAUAAUGUCAUUCUUCUAUCCACCGAAUUGAUGGAACAUUCACAAUUGAAUGAUGGCGAUCUUGUCAACGUAAUCGAUCUAAAUAAUAAUGUUGAAAGUAGCUUUUUCACUGUACAAUCAUGUCAAUUAUUAAAAAAUUGUCUUUCAAUCGGUUUUCCAAAAGAUUAUCCCCUAACUAAUCAGAAAAAAGGUUUAUCAACCAAGUCGAUUGUUUUGAGAAUCAAUCUGAAAACUAUUGCAAAUACUUUGAAAUCAUUGUAUGUUGGAACACAUCGAGAGUUUACCGAUCCGAUAGUUUAUCUGAAUAUUUGCAGCAAUAUCAAAAAACAAUUGAUGAAAAAAGUUAUCGAUCAAAAUCAAAAUGUUACAUCUAUCAUUAUGAAUGAUAUUGAAUAUCGUUUGAAAAUAUUCGCUAAGAAUGAUGAACCAGAACAAAAGCCCCAGAAUACUUCAUUGGAAAAUGAUUUUCACAAUCUUUCGAUUUCAAAGCGACUUUCUCAAACUCCUGAAGUUCAUUCGGCAUUCCUCAUUUCCGAAGAGACUAAAAUCAUUUUCGCUCCAUUAAAAUUCUAUGAAUUAGAUUCUAAAUUUGUUGCCUAUAAUGAACGAUUUGAAUUAUUACAUUCCCUUUUAUUAAGAUCCAUUGAAAAUGACUGUUCACGACAGGCCAAUAUUUUAAUUACCGGUCCAUCUGGUACUGGUAAAACAUUAGCCAUGCGAACUUUAAUGCAGAAAUUGUAUGGAAAAAUGAAUAUAAUUGUUUUACCAAGUACAGUGUUCUUGUCGAAAUCAUUUGAAUAUGAAAAAGUAAAUCAAAUAUUGAAACACAUGUCAAAUCUAAAACCUGUGCUUCUAUUUAUGGACAAUUUGGAAGAUGUUCUUAAUGAAAAAAAUAAACUUGACAAACGUCUUGUAUCCUGGUUAAAGGUUUUAUUUGAUGAUUUGCCUCGCAAUAAUCAUAUUAUUAUUGUUGGUGCAACGAAUCAGGCCGAUUUAUUGGACAUUUCAUUAAGACAAUCUGGAAGAUUCGAAAUCGAAAUUGAUUUCUCCAUACCAUCACCUUUAGAUCGUAAAGUGAUUUUGAAUGAAAUUCUUACCAAUUAUCAACAUGAAUUAACGACGGUACAAAUUGAACGAAUAGCAGAAACAGCUCAUGGAUAUACGGGUGGUGAUCUCAAAUCAUUGUGUAAAAAUUAUUUCCUUAAACAAAACGAUGAACAAUCACGAAUCAUUCGAUUUGAUCAAUUUUAUAGAUUAAUGUUGCAAACGAAACCGAGUACAAUGCGUGAAAUAACAUUGGAAAUGCCAAAUGUUUGUUGGUCAGACAUUGGUGGUCUAAAUAAAUUGAAACAAUUGCUAGAAGAAUGUGUUGUUUGGCCUAUCAAACAUCCUGAUGCAUUUUUAAGAUUAGGUAUCGAUCCACCGAAAGGCAUUCUGAUGUAUGGACCACCUGGUUGCUGUAAAACAAUGAUUGGUAAAGCCUUGGCCUAUGAAAGUGGUCUUAAUUUUUUCUCCAUUAAAGGACCGGAAUUAUUCAACAAAUGGGUUGGUGAAUCAGAAAGAGCUGUACGGGAAAUAUUUCGCAAAGCUAGAGCAGCUUCUCCCUCUAUAUUGUUUUUUGAUGAAAUUGAUGCCUUAGCUACUGAACGUGGUCAAACACAAUCUGCUGUCGGUGAUAGAGUUCUUGCGCAAUUGUUGACCGAGAUUGAUGGAAUUGAAAAACUUGGCCAGGUAAUUAUAAUAGCAGCUACGAAUCGUCCUGAUAUUGUUGACAAAGCAUUAUUACGACCAGGUCGACUUGAUUCUAUUGUUUAUGUAGCAUUACCAGAUAUGGAAACACGAAAAGAAAUAUUCAAAAUAAGAUUAUCAAAAAUGCCUUUAAAUGAAACAAUCGGAUUUCAUAAUCUUAUCGAAACAUUGUCCAUAAAAUCGGAUGGCUAUUCUGGCGCCGAAAUACAAGCCGUUUGUCAACGUGCCGCAUUGUUAGCAUUAGCCAAUGAUAAAAAUGCUCAAACAAUCCAAGUUGACCAUUUUCUACAUUCAUUCAACAUGAUACGACCACAAACGUCGAUGGAGACAAUUGAAUUUUAUGAAAAAUUUGCUGCCAAAUUUAAUGUUAUGUAAUAAAAUAAAUUCAUACAAAUAAUGUAUAUGAAUAAUAAACA
Messenger RNA from Dermatophagoides pteronyssinus (European house dust mite), 2751 nucleotides. Its product is annotated as ATPase family gene 2 protein homolog A-like. The record is from RefSeq and is a predicted model, not a curated record. Gene Ontology annotation, molecular function: ATP hydrolysis activity; ATP binding. Gene Ontology annotation, cellular component: cytoplasm. NCBI's taxonomy places the organism in Eukaryota, Metazoa, Arthropoda, Arachnida, Sarcoptiformes, Pyroglyphidae.